UUAUAGUCGAAGGCCAAGUCUAUGUAGGACGAGACCGCUGACCUCAUGACGAGUCAAGCUGCGAGAARGAUGGAUGUCUGCAGAGAUGGAGCAUUUUCGCUUCCAAUGUAUCGACAUUCUAUACAUACCGUUCAAACUGCUCCCUUAGGAGCUGCACGACCGAACGAUGUAUCGUCCAGAAUGUCCCGCCGAGAGAGGAGAAUUUUGUUUUGUACCACCACGUAAUAUGAACUUUCUAGGCGCUGAUAUAAGGCCAGUAGUAGGGUUUUCAUCCGUUGAAAACCAGGUAUUCAACCAGCUUGGCUUUCUACCGGCAGGGCUGGGAUUGAUAGGGAAGAAAACAAGAGAUAAAGGAGAGGAUUACAGACACCGUUCUACACCUUAGGCUAAGGCGCAGGUAUUUCUCGCAGCGACCAUCUUGUCAGGACAGUACCCCAUCAUCUUUACAAGGUCGACCACCGGCGCAUUGAAUUCGUGGUAUGUAGCAGAGACUUGACUUAAUGUCAUCUGAGGGCAUACCCGUUACAGGAAUUCGACUCGUGAGAGCUCUGAUGAUCAGUAAUACAAUCUGUUAAGACUAAAAGGAUAAAGAGAUACGAGUCGAUUUGGAAAGUUCGUCACAGGAAACAGGCGAUAACAAAGAUAGUUCACUUUGGGUCGUUCACUCGAGUUGUCUCCAACGUUUUCUCCGACAUGAAGACUUUUAGAAACUGGUUCGCAAGCAGAUGGAGUUUGAUGCUAUUAUUUUUACUCGCGAUAACAGACAUUGCACAGCCUUGCAUAUUGCUCUUAAAUGGCUGGAAACAAAUGAGCGUUGGGGAAAGAGCUUAUAAAGUUCAAGUUGUGUUCGUCGGCAAAGUAGCAGGUCUGUACGCCGUCGACCCACAAUCGCAGUUUUAUGCUGCUGACUUUGAAGUAAUCAGAAUUUUAAAAGGCGAGCAGAUUGUAGAUGAAGUGCUUAAGACUCACCCUGGGCCUACGGUGAAGGUAUACGGCUUCGGCGAGAAGAGUAGAUGUUAUUCAGAAGUAUAUAAAGGAGAAAUACACAUCUUAUUCAUGCUCUUUGAGCCCAAAUCUCGAUCGUURGUGGCGCGAUACGAAACUGCCUUCGCUGCAACUUCCCCUGCAACCGUGGAAAACGAGAACGAAAUUCUACUCACUUUAGGAUGGAAACCUUGGUCUUCAUGGUCGACGUGUACAAAGAGUUGUGACGAUGGGCUACAAUGGAGAACGCGUGAAUGUGUCCAGGACAAAUGCGAAGGCGCUACAAAAGAGGGAAGAAGAUGUAACUUCUUUAAUUGCUAUGGNAUCAAGAAUGUUGGCCAAUACUUCAGUCCCCAACCAAACAGAGUCAUGCCAAUCAGAACACGAACAAGAAUAGCUAGACACGUGACCUUACAUGGUGCAACAGCUCUCUCACUGCCGACCUCUAAAAUAUUUCAGAACUUCUUCCCCGACGAGUAUUCAAUCUCCGUAACGUUCCGCCCUGUGCAAUACACCGACAUUUACCUGCUAGCRUUAUACGAYUUCGCGAAUAARCUCCAAUUUGGCCUUCGUUUAGCGUCWGGAUUUUUGACCUUCGAGUUGGCCAAGAGCACRGAUUCUGCGCACCGGCAAUGGUCGUUGGAUUUUGACGUGGAAAUUUCAUUAAAUAGAUGGCACAGUGCUACCUUUAGUCUUCAGGCGAAACAGCUUACAAUGUAUUGGGAUUGUCAGAAGGUUGGAGUUAAGUCUCUCCCGGGACGAUUUUCCUUUGCUCCGGAUCAUUCAGGGACAAUUCAUCUGGGGAAACCUUUCCAUGAUUACGAUCGUGGACAGAAAAACAUUGAGAUAGACGAGCUGUACUUCAUUCCUGAUGUCCAAGCGGCAAAGCAGCAGUGUUACAAUCCAUCAUUCUCUUCGAAAAUGAAUCGUCGAAAUAUUGCUGGUAGUGGCUACUAUCCGGGUGAACAUGAAAUAGGAGGAUCAGGGAUGUCAAACGACAUUGAUGAAGUGGAGACGGAGUGGUCUUCCUGGUCACCGUGUUCUCGUACCUGUGGUAAUGGUGUACGUCGACGAGUAAUGAUGUGCGUCAAUCUGGACGAUAGUCCACCUCGAAAAGAAUGUUUACAGGCUCUACAAACAGAUGAAGAGAAACCUUGUAGUUUACAGGACUGUCCAGGUCAUUGUUCACAGCCUUGUUUGAAUGGUGGCUUCUGCACCACCCAAAACAAAUGUCGAUGCAAGGCUGGUUACCAUGGAGCUACAUGUGACAAAGUCAACUGCAAUGUGAAGUGUUAUAACGGAGGAAGAUGUGUUGGACCAGACACUUGUAAAUGUAAAACAGGAUACACAGGAAAACAAUGCCAACAACCAAUUUGUUCUUCGUCGUGUCAAAACGGUGGUUCCUGUGUUCGUCCCAAUGUUUGCAAAUGUCAACCAGGUUACCUACCACCUAACUGUAGAGCUGCUUGUCUUCCUGCUUGCAUCAAUGGAGGCAAAUGCGUUGGGCUAAACACAUGUUUGUGCUCUCGAGGAUUCAAAGGCAAACACUGUGAGAAACCUUACUGCAGCCGUCCUUGUCUUAAUGGUGGUAACUGCUAUGCCCCAAAUGCCUGCUCCUGCCCUUAUGGAUGGUAUGGUUCAAGAUGCGAAAAGGCUCGUUGUCUUCGAAAAUGUCAAAAUGGUGGCAAGUGUGUUCGGCCUAACAUGUGCAUAUGUCCACGAGGAGCGAAGGGUUACUACUGUCAGAGCAAAGUAAAAUACUAGAUCAUAUAGAAUAAAUGAUCAAAACAAUAUUGCCAGUGGAGGACAGAUCUACGACAACACUCUCAUUGUUCUAAUGAAAAGCAGAGGCAAGAGAAUAUGGAAAGGUUUUCAUUGGAAAACUGGUCUUGAAAUUCAAAAAUUUAUUCGUAAAUAAUGUGUUAUAUUAUUGAAGUAUUUGAGUAUAUGACACUUCACAGGUUUCAAUACAAUCAGGACCAUUUAUUUUUAAUGGGGAUGGGAGGUGGGGGAGAUUGAAUUAAAUGCAUUCAAGAAAACUGAAC
This is a messenger RNA of Actinia tenebrosa (Australian red waratah sea anemone), 3029 nucleotides long. RefSeq lists its product as uncharacterized. Gene Ontology annotation, molecular function: laminin binding; signaling receptor binding. The record is from RefSeq and is a predicted model, not a curated record. NCBI's taxonomy places the organism in Eukaryota, Metazoa, Cnidaria, Anthozoa, Actiniaria, Actiniidae. Gene Ontology annotation, cellular component: extracellular region; cell surface. Gene Ontology annotation, biological process: receptor clustering; anatomical structure development.